Messenger RNA from Striga asiatica, 2178 nucleotides. The record is from the annotation of a GenBank genome assembly. Lineage: Eukaryota; Viridiplantae; Streptophyta; Magnoliopsida; Lamiales; Orobanchaceae.
CCGUUAUAAUUAAAAUUGUCAGUUUGUAAAAGAGCGACCACAUAAAACGCUUGAAGCUUAUCUCCCUAACAUAAAUCUUCUUCUCAGGACGCACUGAACUCACUCAUCAAUGGCUGCAAUCCCCUUUGCUCCGACGACUAAUUCUCGAUUUCUUACGCCGUCGUUUUACCUUAAUUGCCCUGCUUUCCCUUCUUUCUGUCUCAGUAAAUUGUCUUGCUUUCCGCUCCGCCGUAAAUCUCCCCUCUUACUCAGCUGCUGCUGUGGUUCUCUUACUAUCAAUGGCAAUCAAUUGACAAGCGCGAUAACGGACUUGAGUAUGCUGCUAUUCCCUUUAUUUCAAGAAUUAGGGCUGAAUGAGAAGGAGACUGAAUCAAUUUUAAACAACAAUAACAAUGCAGAUCUUAGAAUAACCUCAUUUGAAUCAAUUCGCAGCAGAGCUCAGUUGUUGCAAUCUACUGGCAUAAACGCCCUCUCCCUUUCCAGAUUAAUCCUUAAAAAUCCCUACAUAUUAACAUCUGAAGAAAUCGGUGCACUGCUUUGCUUCAUUACCAAUGAUAAAGAUUUAGGGCUAAAAGGCCAAAUGAAGCCUUCCCAGGUGGAGCGUCUGUUGAAGGCAACAAACUUCGGAUUCGUAGCAGGAUUCGAGGAAAAGGUUCAGCUGCUACUUCAAUUCGGCAUUCCCAGAGAAAAGCUCGUCCACGUUCUCAACCACGUCAAUCUUACCAAGGCAUUGUGUGUGAAGCCAUUGGAUGAAAUCGAGAAAACGCUCGCCUUUUUACAACGUUUUGGAGGCGUUGACUUAAUCGUGUGUAGGCCCACCGUCCUUAAUUACGAUCUGCAGACUCAAUUGCUACCGAGAAUGGGAUUUUUGUUAGAGUUGAGCAGUGGUGAUGAGGAUGCCACUCGCACUGUAGUGCGUAAAUUCCCCUCCAUAUUGUCAUACACAGUCGACCACUUGAAGAACCACGUUGAGUUCUUCGAGUCCUAUGCAGGUCUCAGCCGUGAGGAGUUUUUCCGAAUCGUGCUCGUUUUCCCGGGAUUAUUCAGUUCGAGCGUGGAAAGGAAACUCCAGUCCAGGAUCGAUUUUCUGAAGCAGUGUGGACUGAGUCCAAAGGACAUACUCAGAUUCUUGAUAAAGGCGCCUUUGUUCCUGAGCCUCUCGUUCGAGGGGAACCUCGCGAAUAAAUUGGUGGUGUUGGUGAAAAUCGGGUAUGAAAAUAGGAGUCGGGGGCUGGCUUACGCAAUGGGGGCUGUGACGAGGUGCAGCUGCAGGAAUGUGCAGGAAGUGAUUGGGGUUUUGUUGAAUUACGGGUUGACUUGCGAGGAUAUUAUGGAGAUGAGCGUUAAGCAUCCGCAGGUUUUGCAGUACAAUCACGUGUCUUUGGAGGAGAAAAUGAGAUAUUUGGUUGAGGAAAUGGGGCGUGAGGUCCGGGAGCUCUUGUCCUUUCCCGCCUUUCUCGGGUACAAGCUCGAUGGCCGGAUAAAGCACCGGUAUGAAGAGAGAAAGGAGGUUUUGGGUGAGGGGAUGUCCAUCAACAAGCUUUUGAGUAUGUCGGCUGUCGAAUUCUCGUCCAAGGGAAAGAUGAGAGUGAGGGUCGAUUAGGGAAAAUUUUUACCGAAUUUCAAAUGCCCACGCUUCAGAUUUGUUUGUUGUUUCCAAGCUAAUCUUCGGGCUCUAACAAUUAUAGAGAGUGAGGGAGAAUGAUGGGAGUUUUUCACAUGAAAUCGCUUUAACCCUUCUCGACGUUUGAAGUUAUGGUAAAUGAUGAUCGUAAUUCUCAUUUGGAAUGGCGCUCAGGAGAAGGAGAAAAAGAUGAGAAUUGCUGUGUGUGCUAAAUGAAGAUGAGACUGGUGUGGUGUAUCUUCUGCCUAAAACGAACUGAGAUGCUCAGGUCCAGCACAUUUUCAAUCUACAUUUGGAUUUUUAUUUAUAUUAUUAUUAUUAUUUUUGGAAUUAGCAUGGCAACAGUGAAGAAAAUGAGUAAAACUGUUCAGAUGUAAUGGAAAUAUUGUUGAAUUUGUAAAUCAGUAACAUGGUGUAAAACAAAAUUCUGAAAAACCAGGAAGUAAGUACUAGUUUACGUUAUAAUUUGUCUGAUCCUGAUUUGGAUAGCAACAGCCAGUGCUCUAUCGACUGUUGUCCCCAUAGUUUACUUCUAAACUCUGAAGAAAUUGUGG